Messenger RNA from Cyprinodon tularosa, 1132 nucleotides. RefSeq lists its product as uncharacterized. The transcript has 6 exons. Lineage: Eukaryota; Metazoa; Chordata; Actinopteri; Cyprinodontiformes; Cyprinodontidae. The coding region runs from base 88 to 933 and encodes 281 amino acids. The record is from RefSeq and is a predicted model, not a curated record.
GGUGAGGGAGGCUGUUAUACAUCAACUGACUGAAAGUUUACUUUUUAUUUGGCAAGCUUCAUUACUGAAAGAGUGUCUUUAAUCUGAAUGCUGCGGAGUUUGGUUUUCAUCUGGGUUAUUAUAACCCAAAAUGUAGCUGUGCAGACGACAGAUCUUUGCAACACAGACAAGAUAGAACUGCUCAAAGAAAAAGCAUCUCAGUCCUCAACCUUAUAUUGGGAAAACACUCCGUUGAUCCCUCCCAGAGCCUUUGAUGAGGAUAUCAAUACAUGUUGUCGCACCCAGAAUCAGACUAACCCCUGGUGGAGAAUUGACCUGCAGGGGAUUUACAACAUUUCCUGCAUCUCUAUCUAUACUAAAAAUGAGGCUGUGGCUAAUUUAACAGGAGCUCAGAUCUACAUUGGGAACUCUCUAAAGAACAAUGGCACCAACAACAGACUGGUUUACAACAUCACAGACUUCCAAACAGACCAGACAAAUCACUUCAUAUUUCCCUCAUCAGUGUCGGGACGAUAUGUCACUGUGAUCAGACAAGAUCAUACAUAUCUGGUUCUUUGUGAGGUGAAGAUCAUGGGCACAAAGAUAGAAUCACCUUUUAAACUAAUUAAGGAAAACAAGACCUGGGAAGCAGCCCUGGGCCACUGCAAGGAAUUCCACUGUGGUCUGGCCUCCAUCCUGGAUGGACAGAUGCAGGCCUUUGCUGAGCUGGAGGCUGAGAAGGCCAACAGCCCCUUUGUAUGGCUCGGCCUUCACUAUGCUUGUACUUUGGACCUUUGGUUCUGGGUUGAUGAUAAUGUUGUACAUUUCAAACGCUGGUCUAACAACCCCCCAGAGGAGGACUGUGACAUGAGUGGAGCCAUGAAGACACAUGGAGACCAUCUGUGGUUCAGCAAGUCUGAUUAUGAGGAGUUUAAUUUUAUCUGUUUGCUUUAGGAAGAUUUGAGACUUCUACAUGGUUGUAAUGUUAGCAUUGCUUGGGUACCAUCAAAACAGCUCCUUCUUUGAUUUGAAUAACAAUUAUGUUUUUUUUUUUGCAUUGUUGCAGUACACAUAGAAAAUUUAUAAUUCUAUGUAGCUUGUACUGCACAUCACUGUACAUCACUGUAGUAACUGGAUUUUGGAUUAUGAAAAA